This is a messenger RNA of Rotaria socialis, 2076 nucleotides long. NCBI's taxonomy places the organism in Eukaryota, Metazoa, Rotifera, Eurotatoria, Philodinida, Philodinidae. The record is from the annotation of a GenBank genome assembly.
AUGAAUUUUGUCAUCUUUCAGAUGUCACAGUAUAAUGAUAUUGCUGGAAGCGAUGAUGUUAUUUCGCUUAAUUUUGAAACUCAAGAAACACUCACUGAACAUUCAGAUCGAACUAAACAAUCGACAAAUCGUAUUGAUAAAAAUACACCUGUGAAAGGUUAUCGGAAUGUUUUAUGUUUAGAUCAAGCAAAAGAAAAUAAAAAACCAAUUGUGCAGGUGAACGAUGAAGAAAUCGAUGGCAUGCAAACAGAUGCUCAACGACCGGCCUCUGCAGUUGAUACACAGAAUAAUCUAUUUAUGAUUCGACAAACAUUAACUGAUGAAAGUAGAGGUGAUACAUCACAGAUCAACGAAGAGAAAUCAACACCAACGGCAAAAUCAGAUGCAAAUGUAUCUGUACUUGAUACAUCAACUGUAGUAAAUAAUCUACAUCUUUAUAUUUCACCAUCAACGAGUCUUCUUGAAACAACGAAUGACGAUGUGCAACCGAAUCCUGCGAAUAUUUCGGGAGUCGAUAUUGAAGAAAAAAAUGCCAAUGAUGUUGUGCCACUUAUAGAAUUAAACGAUAAGCCAAAAAAUGAACCUAUGGAUACAAGUGAUGCACAAGCUUCAUUAGGUAGUGAUGGUAUAAUAGAUUCUCAUCCUACUUCGGCACUUACCAGUCAAGCACCGGGUCCAAUAAAAGCUGCUAUAUCACCUACUUCAAAAACACUGUAUUCAUUAAGUCAACCGGCAACAAAUAAGUUCGAAAGUAUUCUCGCCAAACUAGCUACUUCACCGGGACGAAAAGUAACGCAAGUAGCACAUGGAAAUGAUAAUGAAGCAAAUAUCACAACGCGUGAAGAAGAAGAAUUAUUUAUAAAAGAAUCCAUAUCAAAAAUAGUACGUCGUUAUGCUAUUAAAAUUGAUCAACAUGGACGAACUAUGUCACGUGAACUUCUUACUGAACGUACUGUUGAAGAAAAUACAACUACUCGUAUAGAACCAUGGCCACAAGAAGAAAACAAGAAUCGUCGUUCAAUUAGUAAAACAAUUCGAAAAAAAUCAACUAAACCAGAUACACCAAAACAAAAGACAAAAACUUUAAAACCAACUUCAACUGUUACUUCUCCUAAGAUAUCAAAACCGGUUCCAGACGAUGAUGAAGAUUCUACUGAUGAUGAAGAAGAUGACGAUGAAAUGCCAACUGAUGAUGUUAGUGGUGAUGAAUUUAUACCAACAACAAAAACUUCUACUGGACAAUCAUUAACAAAAGGUUCACGAAUUUUUGCUAAAUGGGUUGAUGGCCAUUUUUAUCCUGGUGUAAUCGGAAACGUUAGUGGUGAAAAAUAUAUGAUUGAAUUUGAUGAUGGUGCCAAACGUUAUGUUAAAGGAAAUGAUAUUAUAUCUCAAAGUUAUUUAGAAGUGAAUCAAAAUGUCUUAGCACAAACGCAAGAUGGAUAUUUUGAACGUGGCAUUGUGAAAAAUAUCAUUAAAAAGAAGAAAACUGGAAAAUUAGGGUAUAUUGUUGAAAAAGAUGGAAAACAAAAAUGGUAUCCACUACGUUUCGUUUCAUUAACUCAUGAACAAGCGGAACAUAUAUCAGCAAUUGGCAACAAUACAGAAAGUGUUGUUCAAGGAAAACGUAAACGAAUGUCAACGGUACCUCAAUCACCCAAUAAAAAAACAAAAAGUUCAAUUUUUGCAUCACCCAAUAGAAGUCAACGAUCGACCUACACUCCAUCACGACCAGCAAAAUUAUUUAAUACAAUGUAUUUUCUUCUUACGGGUUUCAAUGAUUCAAUUGAUAUUCGACAUGAAGUUCAAGAUUCAAUUGAAAGUCAUGGUGGAAAAGUGAUUGAAAAAAUGCCAAGUGCUAAUCGACGUGAUAAUGUUUAUUUAAUAUCUGAUGUGGCACGUAAAACAGCGAAAUUUAUCGAUGCAAAAAAAUUUAAUACUCCUUGUGUAAAUUACAAAUGGAUUAAUAAAUCGAUUGAAAAAAGUGAAAUUCAAGAUUGGGAAUUGUAUACAUUAGUAUUACCAGAAAAAGCAAAUAAAACAAAUAAUGAUAGCGUCGACGACAACAAAGAAGAUUAG